Messenger RNA from Pelodiscus sinensis (Chinese soft-shelled turtle), 5273 nucleotides. NCBI's taxonomy places the organism in Eukaryota, Metazoa, Chordata, Testudines, Trionychidae. The record is from RefSeq and is a predicted model, not a curated record.
AAAUGUAGAAGCUGUCACCAGGCUUCUCCAGUGCAGCUGGCACCAUGGAUGUGCUUCAGAGUAGCUCCUGCUAGCUCUGUAAGCCCUCCACUCUGCCACCUCUCACUAUGUUUCCUCUGAUAAGAUUUUGAGUACAACAAUCCAAGAAGAAUUCCCUGUCCUCACCAAUUUAUACUGCUUUUCCCAAGUUUUUGCCUCUUGAUUGUUGGAAAGAAUCUUUUAAUAUUGACCACAAAAAAAACCCAGAAGUUGGGAUACGAAAUUGCUAUAGAAAAAAUUUAAUGUAUUGAGCAAAACUAUAAUGCACAGUACACAAGAAAUUGGCUAAGAAAACUGGCAUACUCAGAGGAAACAGAGUAAGAUCAGAAUUGUCUACCAUGCCUGUGGGAAGGAUUGAAUGUCCAUCCUCUCCCUCUUUCCCCAGGGACAGCAACCACAAGUGCCAGGUGUGCAGGGUGACAGUGGUGGGCUUGUCAGCAUAUGCCAAGCACAUCUCCAGCCAGCUGCACAAAGACAAUAUUGAUGCCCACGAUAAAGAGGAAGAUGAAGGGAAAGAAGAGGCUGAUGAAGAAUACUUUGACAAGGAACUCAUUCAAUUAAUUAAACAAAGGAAGGAACAGAACCAGCAAGUUGAAGCUUGCUGCAGAAACGAAGAAAUAGAACCCAAUGAUAGGAGAUCACAGAGACAACCAGACGAAAGAAUUGUUUAUAAAGACAGAGAAACUUAUCCAUCAUUGUGGCACCAUCAUGGCCCCUCUCAAAGAGACUGGAAAUGGGAAAAUGAAGCCUUUAUGAAUCUAAGGCAAGGCACAUUCCCACAUUCUAUACAGAACCCUAAUGUGGACAGGCACCUAAGUGGUCCCAGGGGAUGCUCUGUAUGGAAUCAAAAUGGGUCUGCAGAUCUUUCAGUUCAACAUAAGCAUGGGAAUUCUGGAGGUGUUUGGCACCCAAAUACAGGAGGAGAAAAGUCAAACUGGUAUCAAGAUGUCAAAGGAAAAAAUUCCAUGUGGCAUUCUGAAGGAAGAGAUGACUUUUCUGUUUGGCGUUCUAAAAUGUUGGCAAGAAACUGGAAAUCCAAUCUUCAGGGUGCGAAUAGCUGGAAUGUUGCUGGCACAGGGGAUAUACAUCCACUGGGAAAAAAUAGGGCUGCAAAUCCUAAUUUCCACAUAGAAGAUGGGAGUGUUGCAUGGAAAAAAAAACCCAUUGAAUAUAGCCAGAAAAGGUAUAAGCCACAGUGGCAGGAGACUGACCAAUUGGAUUUUACUAGUGAUAAACUCCCUCCAGUGGGGGCGCUGUGGAAUGUUGCUGGCACAGGGGAUAUACAUCCACUGGGAAAAAAUAGGGCUGCAAAUCCUAAUUUCCACAUAGAAGAUGGGAGUGUUGCAUGGAAAAAAAAACCCAUUGAAUAUAGCCAGAAAAGGUAUAAGCCACAGUGGCAGGAGACUGACCAAUUGGAUUUUACUAGUGAUAAACUCCCUCCAGUGGGGGCGCUGGAUUUUAGUAUUUCUGAACAACCAGAGAGUAAAAUCUCCAAGAUGACCAAAGAUAAAAUUCAUCGCUGGACUCCUUACCCUUCCCAGAAAGCUACAGAACAGCAGCUGCGGCCUGAAGAGAAUGUUCCUAAAUCUUCCGAAAAAAAAUCUGUAUCUCUACCUUUUCUUGAGACACCCAUGAAAGGGAUGGACCUUGAAAGUGAUACAACAAGCCUUCCAAAACUGAUAACAUGGGAAGAAUCUCUUUUAAAUCACCCCUGUCACAAGACCACCACUGAUGAUGUUGAAUUGUGCAAAGUGAAUGCAGACUGCACCAGUGGAGGAAGACCUGACCAAGAGGAGGGUAGAAACAGGAUGCCAUCACUGAAAUCACCGCUUCUGGUUAUUCCAGACAUGAAGUUAUCUUCCCAAAAGCAAGAUCCAAAGAAUUUCUUGAAAAAUGUCAAGCUUCUAUUAUCUUCAUCCCCUGGAGAAUUCCAAAAUUAUUCAAAUGCAGUAAACUUAGAAACUAAUCGUUUCUCUUCUUAUAUAGCCAAGUUGCGCAGUGCUUCUACUUUAAGAGGUAGCGGAGACGUUUUUGACAAUAGUCAGCGACAGCCUAUUGAUAACUUAAGUGAAGAACUACGAAAAGCUAAAGAAUUGCAAUCCAAUCUUUCUCCAAAAAAUCCUUAUUUAAGUUCAAACAGAGAUACAGAGAAUGAUCAAAAUGGUGGUCAGAAUAUAGAAGAACUCAGGAAAGGCUCUUCAAAGAAUGAGCCCAGAGCUGAAGCACUUGAGGAUGUAAGUAAUAGAGCACUAGCAGUGUGUGAAAAGGCUGAAGCAAAGUUUGAAAAACUAUGUCCUUUAAUUAAGACUUGUUCACCAUUUGACUCUCAGCAGUGUGAAUAUGCUACCUCCAGAAAGGAAGGUGACUCAGAAGCAUCAGGCAAACCUCCCAAAUCAAGUAUUAUAACUGAUAAGCAAAAAGAUUCUGAAUUUCAAAUGGAGUCAGUGUCCCCAUCAAGCCUUCAACGCAACUUAAGUGAUGAUCUGAAAACCUCUCAGGAAGGGAAAAGGGAAGAUCCUAUCAAAUCAAAUCAUCAUUUUGAUAUGGAAGGCUUUGAAAACAGUUUAGACCACGAAUUGCAAAAAGGAGGCUGUAGUGGUCAACCUUCAGGUCCUCUUCUUCCUGAAUUAAGUAAAUUUGGCCUCCCAGCUUUUCUCCAAAGAGAUCUGACACGACAUAUCAGUUUGAAGAGUAAAGUUGGGGCACAUCUUCCUGAGCCUAACCUUAACAAUGCACGGCGUAUUCGAAAUGUCAGUGGUCAUCGAAAGAGUGAGACUGAAAAGGAGUCUGGACUUAAACCAACCCUGAGGCAAAUUCUUAGUGCAUCUCGAAGAAACAUAAACUGGGAACAGGUCAUCCAACAGGUAACAAAGAAGAAGCAGGAGCUUGGCAAGGGUUUACCAAGGUUUGGGAUAGAGAUGGUACCCCUUGUCCAGAACGAACAGGAAGGUCUUGAUUUAGGUGAAGAACCUGAGCUGUCCAGGCUAGAAGGAUUCCAGUGGGAAGGGAUUUCCAUAGCAGCAUCUGGGUCAGCUAGGAAACGGAGCCUCUCUGAAAGCAGUGUUGUGGACAGGACUGCUUCUGUUUAUGACUUCUUCAGUGACCAACCCACAGCAAAGGAAAGUGAGCAAAAGCAAAUCAUUCCAGCCUGCCAUUCACACUUUUUAGUACCAGCAUAUAAAUCAAGUGCUGGUAAUGUGACUGAGUUCAAACAAGAGACAUCCUCCCUCCCCUCAUCACCAUUCAUGUCUGAAAGAACUGAAACUAUCAAUGGAAGGAGACACAGCCUACAUACUCCCUCUGAUGUUACAAGCCUCACAGUGUUUACCACAAAACAAGAUCAGGAGUGCCCAGAAUCUAGAAUACUGCUUCUUGAAAACAAAAAUGUAUUCGAGAUCACUGGGGAAGGAAACAUUUUGGCUUCAAAUGGCGCUUCAGUGCUUGUAGGAUCAAACUCUGUAGAUGCAGCUACAGAUAGUAGCUGUACAUCUGGUACUGAGCAGAAUGACAACCAGGGAAUUGGAAAGAAAAGAAGAGCAACUGGAGAGGGAUCAUCUCCUGAAAUUCCAAGUCUGGAAAGAAAGAAUAAAAGAAGGAAAAUUAAAGGCAAAAAGGAGCGUUCUCAGGUAGACCAAUUGUUGUCUAUUUCCCUGAGAGAAGAAGAGUUGAACAAGUCACUGCAUUGUGUGGAUGGCGAUCUCUUGACAGCUCGGGCUGCUCUCCAGGCAGCUUAUGUUGAUGUUCAACGGUUCCUUGUAUUAAAACAGCAGAUAACAAUGGAGAUGAGUGCAUUGAGGAGUCAGAGAAUUCAGAUCCUGCAGGGGCUACAAGAAACCUAUGAACCUUCUGAGAGGUCAGAUCAGCUCACCUGCAGCAUCUCACGUGAAAGAAGAAUUAGCAGAUCUGAUACAACAGCUGAUUUAUCUGUUCCAUCAUCAAGUCACUUCCUCCCCCUUCUGGACACUUCCUCAUGCGUCUCCUCCCAUAUAUCCCCUUCUGGUAUCCCCUUGGGAGCCUCUCUCCGAGUAAGCACCCCGCCUGUGUUCCAGACCCCUAAUAGUAUCACAGCGGGUACUAUUCCUGAUUCAUCAGUGCAAAUUAAACAAGAACCUAUGUCACCAGAGCAUGGAGAAGAAAGCAUGAAUACUGUGUUCCAUGGCUCUGAGUGCGCUCCACAAGCAGGACUGCAGCAAAAGGAUGUAGAUACCAGCCAGAAAACCUCAGUGUACCCAGUUAUCUCUGCAAUUAUGUCCCUGUCAGAGCUGACUACUUGUUUCCAACAGACAAAUCAAGAUGUUCACAAGCCUGCUACAGAUAAGGGGAGGACCAUACUAUCUGGGAAUCCUUCUUCACAAUCGCCAUCUAUUGUCAACAAAAAAGGGGUGAUUGAAACCCAGGAAAGUACCUUACUUGACCAGUGUAGCAGCUCCCUUUCAAAUCAUUCUCAUUCUUUAAAAGUAUCUUUGGGCAAAGCUUCUAAACUACCAGCAGAACAGCCUGAACAACAGGCAGAGUCCACUCUGAUCUCUUCAGAGAACAAAGGAAAAAAGAAAAGGAAAAAGCUAAGGAAGAAGAAAACUCUGCGAGCAGCCCAUGUGCCUGAGAACAGUGACACAGAACAGGAUGUUAUUGACUCUAAACCUAUUAGGAAAGUCAAGAGUGGAAAGGUGCCCACAGCAAGAAAGGUUAUUAGAUCUACCUUUCCAAAACAGGAGGAUGGGGGCGCUACUCGUGAAGUAGAGAGAAACAAAAAUGAUGAUGAAAGUGAUGCCUCUCUGGAAUUAGUAGAAACUACAAACCCUCAAUCAGAAGUGGUGGCCAUCACCUCUUCAGAGUCAGGAGAUGAGAAACCAGACAGCCCAUCCAAGAGAGACACCAAGAGAUCCUCAGAGCAAACUUCAGUAGAGGCAUUUCGCUCUGGUUAUGAUGAAGUGAGCUCUACCAGUGAGAUUGGUACUAAUUAUAUGGAUGGCAUCAAUAGAAGCGUGGCUGAGAAUCUCCCUUCUGCAUCUUCGGUGAAAGGCUCAAAGAAUUCCUCAGAAGUGUCUUCAGAGCCAGGUGAGGAUGAAGAACCUACGGAGGGGAGCUUUGAGGGGCAUCAAGCUGCAGUGAAUGCUAUUCAGAUUUUUGGGAAUGUGCUUUACACCUGCUCAGCAGACAAAACUAUCCGUGCCUACAAUCUGGUUGUAAGUAGAAUAAUCAUGGAGACAAUGUACUAGCAAUGUUUCGUAGUC